Messenger RNA from Hirsutella rhossiliensis, 2109 nucleotides. RefSeq names its product peptide n-acetyl-beta-D-glucosaminyl asparaginase amidase A domain-containing protein. Lineage: Eukaryota; Fungi; Ascomycota; Sordariomycetes; Hypocreales; Ophiocordycipitaceae. The record is from RefSeq and is a predicted model, not a curated record. Bases 1 to 2109 code for a protein of 702 amino acids. The transcript is spliced from 2 exons.
AUGACGCGCCUGUGGUGGUGGCUCGCCUUCCCGCUGGCCACGGCGGCCAUGUCGGGCCCGGCCAGGAUGCGGGAGCUGGUGCGGAGCGUCCAGGCUCCACUGGAGCUGCGCGCGGCGGGCUCCGGCGCCGAGCCGCUCCGGUGUUUCCAGGUGACGAGCCCGGUCCUGGGACCCGACGGUCUCCUCGUUGGCGACCAGACGGUGGGCCGCCCGCCCAAGCAAUACCGCUCUUGUCUGGUGCGCCUCGUCGAGCACGUCUUUGCCAACAGCUACGGCAAACCCUAUGUCGGAACAUACACACCCCCGGACUGCAAGUUUGGCCGAGUCAUCUUCAACUUGACCGUCGUCUCCGAGGGCCGGCAAUAUGACCGCCUGGCCACCCUAUGGGCUGGCGACGUCGAGGUCUGGCGCACCUCGACGGCCGAGCCGAAGCAGCACCCGGGCAUCGUCUGGACCCAUAUCAAGGACAUGACCGCCUACGUCUCGCUGUGGAAGGAGCCUCAGAGCAUCAUCUUCGACCUCGGCAACCUCGUCAACGAGCGCUACACGGGCUCCUACAACGUCACCAUCACCGCCACCUUCUUCAACGAGAUCGACCUCCCCGGGCCCGGCGGCCCCCCCGCCGACCGCGUCAUCCCCGUCUCGGCUCGCAAGAGCCAGCAUGAUCUCGGCAGCGCCUGGGUCUACCCGGAAGAACGGGCCGAGGACCAGGUCGAGAUGCCGCGCAACAUCCGCCGCGCCGUCUUGUCCGUCGCCGCCACCGGCCAGGCCGCCGAGGAGUUUUGGUGGUCCAACGUGCCCCAGCAGGUCGCCGACGACUUGGCAGACGUCAGCCUUCCGGGCCUUGGCAGCUUCCGCGAAGUCCGCGUCCGCAUCGACGACAAGCUGGUCGGCCUAACCUGGCCUUUCCCCGUCAUCUUCACCGGCGGCAUUGCGCCGCCCCUGCACCGCCCGCUCGUCGGCCUCCAAGCCUUCGACCUUGGCGAGCAUGAAGUCGAUAUCACCCCCUGGCUGGGCCUCAUCUGCGACGGCAAGCCUCACAACAUCAGCCUCGAGGUUGUCGCCGAGCACAACACCCGUGCGCCCUCGAACUGGGUCCUCUCCGCCAAGGUCUUUGUCUGGCUCAGCAGACCCGGCUCCGUGUCGGGCGGCGAGCUGCCUCGCGUCAAUGUCUCGACGCCCUCAUACAAUCUCUAUCUCAGCACCGAGCCCGACAAGCGCAUCAGAUACCGCCAGUCCGCCAACCGCAGCUUCUACGCCAGGGGAAACGUUCGCAUCGACAACGUCAGGGUCUUGUCCGAAUGGCGCCAGCUCUUCUUCAUGGACAACGCAGGCUACGUCGGCGGUGGCGGCGACUACCAGAGGAUCAAUGCCUCGUACGGCGGUACAGACAGCACCGACGUCGAUCGCAUCCCUCUCUACCAGCGCAACUACCGUUACCCGGUGUUGACGUCCUAUCUGACCAGAAGGCCCCGCAGCGGCCCAUAUAGCAUGACGCUCGACGCGAACCUCACCCAGGGGGUGGCGCACACAAUCCUCGGCGAGUCGGCCUUCCCCACUGGGCUUGAGCCCUUCAUGUACAAGAUGCACGAACAGAAGCGUGGGGUCGAGCUGCUGACGACGCGCCACGGCCGGGCCUUUUACUACCAGCGCAACGACGGCGAUAGCAGCGGCGGCUUCGCCAACCUGGACCAGGAGUACGCCUUGGGCGGCCGUGGCUUCACAGAUGGCGAGGGGCUUGAGUUCCACGGGAACCCGGUGCUGUACAAGCACAACGUGAGCGUUGUCAACGAGACGGUCGUGCAGGACAAACAAUUCGUCUACAAGCCCGACGUGGACCUGCCCGAACGUGGCAGCGGCAGCUCGCGCUUCGUCGUCGAGGACUACAGCGACCAGUACGCGCCCGUCAUGGCCGAUGGGCUCCGGGGCGGAUCGGCCAGCUUCUCGGCAAAGCACUUCGGCCUCGAACCGGCCCCUGCAUGGCCCCCGAUCAAAGAGGUCAAGUCUUCAGGGAACUGGAAGAAGCCCAAGAAGAAGAAGCCCAAGCCGAUGUUCGACGAUGAACCAGAGGAUGAGUCGCCCAUGCAGAAGCCCGAGAGGAAAAACUAG